Suillus discolor is the source of this 1044-nucleotide messenger RNA. RefSeq lists its product as uncharacterized. The coding region runs from base 1 to 1044 and encodes 347 amino acids. NCBI's taxonomy places the organism in Eukaryota, Fungi, Basidiomycota, Agaricomycetes, Boletales, Suillaceae. The record is from RefSeq and is a predicted model, not a curated record. The transcript is spliced from 5 exons.
AUGACUGACUCAGAAUCAGAUUUGAAUUCGACAUCCUCGAGUAUUCAUUCAGACUCAGACUUGGCAGAUGAGAGCAAUCGUGACCAGCCUGUUGCUCCACCAAGUGAAGGCGCUUCCAUGGAGCAUUACCAAGAGUAUAUUCAAUACCUUCAGCUUCAGCAUGGCAAGCUUCAGCAGUGCAAUGCAAUGCUGAAUGAGAACAACAAUGUCCUCAAUGCACAACAACUGAAAUGUUCUCGCAAGCACCCUCCUAAAGUGUCAUCCUCCAAUACGAUAUCUUCAGCAUCCCAACUGUCAUCUGCAGGCCCAUCUACAGCAAGCACUUCAUCUAAGAAUAGUGACACCGAGAAGCUCAUUCUCAGUGCAGCAAAGAAGUAUUCAAUAACUACUGAAAUGUUCCUUCCCGACAAGGUCAUUUUUCAAACCAAUUGUCCUGACCCUCCAGCUGAAAUCUCGAACCCAAAUCAUUAUGCUAAGAAGUCGAUGGAGAAGGACACACUUGUAACCGAGCUCUACGCAUCCAUUGAUUUUGUGUUGCACCCUCGCAUGCAAACAAAUGCCUUUUAUAACCAGUUCAGAACCGGAAUGCAGCAAGCUCGGUCAUCGUUCAUCAAUGGGCUACGUUCCGUGGCAGGUAGUAUAUUCAACAUGCUGAAUGAGUAUUUCAUGUCAAAAUUCGACCGUAACUCUGUCCCGCAAGUCACACAAUUGAUCAGAUGGGAAACAGGCAAGGGGAAGGCAUAUGAUGUUUUCAAGGCGCCAAUCCUCUAUCCUGACCAUGUCGUCAAUGAGAAGAGAGUAUUUAAAGAUUGGUUGGUGUUUGCCAAGGUUAUCAAGGUUGUGGUCUGCGGCAGAAUGUCAUUAUUUCCAAAGGCACGCAGUGGCCCACCUCCCUACACCAAGAUAUGGCAGCUCACCAGCUGUACUCCUGGCCUAAUUGCCUUCGGCAUCACAUCUAUGAUCUUUGUCCUGUCUCCUGAUCAAGAAUUCUCGGGAGAUGGUGUUGGAGCCAUAUCUUCGAUCCUAUACCACUCAGUCUUCUGA